Stegodyphus dumicola is the source of this 1353-nucleotide messenger RNA. RefSeq names its product histone H2A. The record is from RefSeq and is a predicted model, not a curated record. Gene Ontology annotation, cellular component: nucleosome. NCBI's taxonomy places the organism in Eukaryota, Metazoa, Arthropoda, Arachnida, Araneae, Eresidae. Gene Ontology annotation, molecular function: structural constituent of chromatin; DNA binding; protein heterodimerization activity.
UACAGUGAAACUAUAUGCCAGAAGUUUGUAUAAUGAAGCAUUUCGCUAGUUGAAAGAGAAGGAAUAACCAGUAAAAUUAAAUGUAUAUAAUAUACAUUAGUUUUAAUAAGAAUAAUAUUCUGUAAUUAUGAAUACUUGGUCAUGAAAUGCUUUUACUCAGUACAGUAAAAUUUGAUAUAACAGGUUUAAAUAAUUUAGAGAAGAAUCAAGAGGAAUGACAAUUCAUGUUUCAACGAUGAGUACGUAACAAAUAUUGCGAGGCUACGAUUCUAUUCGGAUUCAAAACUCGGGAUCUGAUUGGCCAGACAUAAUAAGUACAGAGUUGAUAAAAAUGUCUGUCCAGGACCGUCGCCAGUCAUUAUUUCGUAUACCCCACAAAUAAUAUCGUCAUGUCUGGUCGUGGAAAAGGUGGCAAAGUAAAGGGGAAGAGCAAGACUCGGUCCAGUCGUGCUGGUCUUCAGUUUCCUGUAGGUCGUAUCCAUCGUCUUCUGCGAAAGGGAAAUUAUGCAGAAAGAGUUGGUGCUGGAGCUCCAGUGUAUCUUGCUGCAGUUUUAGAAUAUUUGGCAGCUGAGGUUCUUGAGUUGGCCGGUAAUGCUGCUAGAGAUAACAAGAAGACCAGAAUAAUUCCAAGACAUCUGCAGCUGGCCAUCAGAAACGACGAGGAGUUGAAUAAAUUACUCUCUGGCGUCACAAUUGCACAAGGUGGAGUUCUACCCAAUAUCCAGGCUGUUCUACUUCCCAAAAAAAACCGAAAAGAAAGCAUAAUUCCUACUUCCCCUAACGCUUCAAAAAAAAAAAGGCCCUUUUAAGGGCCAGAAAAUGUACGAAGAAGAGAAUGCUUAAUUGCUUAUACUGAAAAUUGCAGCAUACGUUGGUAAAUCUUUUCCAUACAUAUAUUUCAUUCAAAAUUCGCACAAAGAUGUGCUCCCAGGACACAUUCGUAUAUAUUUUCAUGUACAUUAUAAAACAUUAACUCAUGGGACUCGGAAAGAAAGGCUAAUGCUAAACUAUAGGUGAAGGGAGUUUAAGGCGCAUCUGAGAAGUGGCGCCAUCUUGCUGUAUACAUUUGUACUGAAAAGUCGUUCUAUUCUUAACUUUCGUAAGUUAUUACAACGCAUAGUUCGGUGUUUUAAGCCCCUCUUCAGAAAUUACAAAUAAUUUAAUUAGAUGGAAUAAUUGCUAUCACAAUAGAUUUUUAUUUAAAAGAAUGAUGUAAUGUAAAGUAAAACAAAUUAAUAUAAAAAAAAAGACGGAAUACAUGACAGCAAUUAUAUUGAAUCUUAUUAAAUUAUUUGUAUGGCCCUGAAAAGGGCCUUUUUUCUUUACUUUGAACAAAUUAUGAUUUUAAGCUCU